Messenger RNA from Pimephales promelas (fathead minnow), 4391 nucleotides. It is a transcript of the gene gjd1b, whose product is annotated as gap junction protein delta 1b. The record is from RefSeq and is a predicted model, not a curated record. Lineage: Eukaryota; Metazoa; Chordata; Actinopteri; Cypriniformes; Leuciscidae. Gene Ontology annotation, molecular function: gap junction channel activity. Gene Ontology annotation, biological process: cell-cell signaling. Gene Ontology annotation, cellular component: connexin complex.
GAGAGGCAGAGCGGGCGAGCGAAGAAACAGGGGAAGAGAAAACUGACAGUGGGGGGAAAAGAAAAAUGCAGGAAAGACACUGAAGCUGGGAUGGUAGAGGAGAAAACAGGAGACUGCAGACUGCUUGCCAAGGCUAGAUAGAAACAUUAGGAAGCAACAGUGAGGAAGCAGAGAGAAAGUGUGAUUUGUUCAAAUGUGUGUGUGAUGUGCAACUGGAGCGUGGAGUGUGUGUGUGUGAGCGGGUCUGAUUGUCCGUGCGACCAAUACUGGCAGGAAAACGUGCUCGGUGGAUUAUGAGAGAUCAAGAAGAGGACGAUUGUGUGUGUGUGUCAGAGUGUGUGUGUUUAAUGGUGAACAAAAGGGCUAGGUGCAGCUUGUCCGCGAGCGUGCGUGUUUAGACCGCGCAGCUGUGCUUGAGGAACGGGAAAAGAUAGUCCAGAUAGUUGAAGCACUUGAGGACACAAGGGCAUCCAGGGACACUUCUGCACUCUUAAUGCAACUGCUGUCUGAGUCCGUCAAACCCUAAAAGGGAAAGCGAACCGGUAAACAGAGACUGCUGAAGGAAGAUAAGGAGAAACCAUGUGUCUUCUCGAGCCAUCUUCAGAACUAUUUGUAGAAGCGAAGCAUCUCUGUUGCUGUUGACUACCUCAAAGAGAAGGAACGGGGACGGCGGGGUUUCUUCGGAGGUCUUCGUGAAGGGUCGGCGGGGUCCAGUACAGUGUCCGGUGAUCCCUGGAUGUCUUCAGCAGAAAGCCAUGGGAGAGUGGACCAUUCUAGAGCGCCUCCUGGAGGCUGCAGUUCAGCAGCACUCUACUAUGAUUGGAAGGAUUCUCCUGACAGUCGUGGUGAUAUUCCGUAUCCUGAUUGUGGCCAUUGUUGGUGAAACAGUGUAUGAGGAUGAGCAGACCAUGUUUAUCUGCAACACCCUCCAACCUGGGUGCAACCAGGCCUGCUACGACAAGGCCUUCCCCAUCUCCCACAUCCGGUACUGGGUCUUCCAGAUCAUCCUUGUUUGCACACCCAGCUUGUGCUUCAUCACCUAUUCAGUGCACCAGUCGGCCAAACAGCGCGACCGUCGCUACUCCUUCCUCUACCCAAUCAUGGAGAAGGACUACAGUCGUGAGGGUACCCGCAAACUACGCAACAUCAAUGGUAUUUUGGUGCAGCAUUCUGACAGUGGUGGCGGAAAGGACGAAGCUGACUGCUUAGAGGUAAAGGAGAUCCCAAAUGCUCCUAGAGGCCUCCUGCAUGGCAGGAACUCCAAGGUACGCCGACAAGAGGGAAUCUCUCGCUUUUACAUAAUCCAGGUGGUUUUCCGCAAUGCACUCGAGAUAGGCUUCUUGGCGGGGCAGUACUUUUUAUACGGCUUCAGCGUUCCUGGCAUUUUUGAGUGUGACCGCUACCCCUGCCUGAAGGAGGUGGAGUGCUACGUAUCACGGCCCACCGAGAAGACGGUCUUCCUGGUGUUCAUGUUUGCCGUGAGCGGGAUCUGCGUCGUGCUCAACCUUGCCGAGCUCAACCACCUCGGCUGGAGGAAAAUUAAGGCCGCCAUUCGAGGUGUGCAAGCCCGCAGGAAGUCCAUCUGUGAGAUCCGUAAAAAGGACAUGGCCCACCUGUCACAACCGCCAAACCUGGGCAGGACCCAGUCCAGUGAGUCUGCUUAUGUCUGAUCUCCAUUCAUCCAAAUAUGGCGUCACAAGGAGUCGAGUGGAGAGUGGAAUGCUAAAAUUACAAGGUACUUGUGCAAAUGUUUAUAAUGGUGAAGAGGGAGUGGCUCCACACAGCCACACCCCUUUCCCACAAGCCACUCCCUCCCUGUUUAUUGCGUAUGACAAUGUUUGAGGAAGUUUGCACAAUGCCAGGCUUCUGGAACAGCACGUGAAGACGAGGCAUGGAGGGAUUUGAAAGUCUCAAACUGACCACAAGCAUCGGUGGAAGGGCGAAGAGCGUGAGGUAUGAUACUAGGAGAUGAUGGACGUCAAACGCAGAAUGUUAUGGAAACAAACGAAUCUGGGGUUGUUUUCCCACUUUUCUCACUCUCAGACCUUGAGGAAAGAGGAAUGACCAAGAAGGAUAUUUAGCAGGAGAGCGUAGCAUGACCACUUUUUCUCAACCGUUGUCACUGAGAUGGUGCCAGAAGAGGAAUACUGUUUAGGUUUGCUCUCCUGGCAGUGAAUCGGCCUAAAACAAACAACGGGUGAGGUAUAAACAUUGUUACAGCAGUGGCACCUUCACUUUGAUGUAUGAUUGAACAAAUAUUAGCAUCGUUUUUGUAAUCGCUCUCUGGUUGUCGUACGAGACUAGGAGAUGAUUAUUACCUCUGCGCAAAUUGUGCCCUUCCACGAAGACUCUUGCGUGUUCCAGUCAAGUAUUCCUCUCUCUUGUGGUGCAUGAAUGUGUGUUUAUAUGGAUGUAUGUGACCAAAGUUGAAAGAAUUUAGAUUCCUUUUUGUUCAUUUUAUUAUUAUACGUUAUUUUUUUUGCGAAAAAGUUGGUGCCAUCAACUUAAAUGACUGUUUUUUGUUCCAGAUCAUUAUUUAAAAUAUAAAGUUAAAUGAUUAUUACAAAGUUAGAUUAUUUCCAUGCUGGUCCAAGGCUGGUUUAUGUUGAUUAUUGUUGGUGGAGCAGCUGUGUCUGAAAUCGAAUACUUCUCCACUAUAUAGUAUGCCAAAAACUGUAUGCCAAAAGAGUAGUAUGUAUGAUGAAUGAAGUGUGCAUUCGAUGGACACUUUAACCGCCACAAAAGAGGAUUUAUGAAUGCCAGUGAAGCGACGCAACUUUCACGUAAAAAGUAACAAUGGCGGAUUUGGCACGUCAGAAUUUCAUUCAUACUACAUACAUUCAUACUAUAUAGAACGCACUUUUUUUAUUGGUCAGUAUGCGAUUUUAGACGCACCGGAAACGAAAUAUGCUUGGUAACCAGCAUGGUCUUUCUGGUGAAUGUGAUUAACAAAGGAAAUCUUGUUUGUUAUGAUAAUGUAGAUGCUUGGUGAGGACACCCGUACAAACGAUUGAGAAAAAAAAAUUGUGUCCGGAUGUUUCUAUCAGAUGAAUUUAUUAUCAGAAAGCAUAAAGGUAUGUUUCAAAGGCAUGUUUACAAAGCUUUAUCUGUCAAAUGACUUUUGAAAUGAAAAAUCGAUGUUCAGUGUGUGUUAUUAGGAAAAAGGAAUAAUUUACAGUGUUUUAUUAGCUUUUUCUUCUCGUCACGUGUUUAUCAGCAUGCCUUUAUAAGUAAGAAAAGACGAAAAAAUAUACGUUUGCAUUGCACUUUGUGGGAUGGGAAGAGUGGAUAAAGGGAGAAACUCACUGUGGGAAGGACAUUAGAGCUGGGAAAGUGAGCCUUUUGGAUUGGUCCAUCCUAAAUAAGAUCAAUGAGGAGUAUGUGCGUGUAUGUAGCUGUGAUCCCCUGUGUGCCUUUGUUUACACAGUGUGGGAUAAAGCAGGGUGUACCGUCUCUAACAAAAGACACAAAUUACAUUCAGUUGUCUUUCAGCCAAUAUUACAGCAGCUUAGGCCCACUAAAGAAAGCACUUGUGCCUACACCGCCCUGACUAACUUCUGCACGUGCACAUAAAAAGCAACCCAGGGUAGACAGAACAGAGUCAACUAACACAGGCCAGCUCGCUGACAUACCGCAGACGCAGAAAACACCGACAGAGAGAAAGAGAGGAAACUGCAGAGUUCAUAGACUUAGGCAUGUCUUAUAGAAAAGUCGUUCACAGGAAAGUGUGCGUUUAUGUUUAGCUGGACAGUUCAGCCGCAAUUCUGAUUCAGGCCAGAAGUCAGCGUGAGCAUGGAUAUCGUCGUUCACAUCUAAAUUGAAUGAGAGGUAUAAAAUGGGCCUCGCAUUUAUGAGGCCUCGCAUUUGUUUUACUGUGAAUGUAAGCAACUCGUAAAUGAUCCGUAACAUUUCUGAAGCUUUUCUGCACAUGCAACCCUGUUGCUCCCAAGAUGAGAACCAGGAUUUCUAUGCUUACAUUUACAGCCAGGGUGCUAAAUUAACUCGCAUCGAGCGGCAAAUGCAAUUGGCAAGUACAUAAAUGAAGCUGCUUGCCAGUUUAUUAGGAACUGUGGAAGACUGCGAUAAUCUGAAACAUGAUGAAGUGAUGAUGCAAUUUAAAGACAUAAACUGUCUUUAAAACAAACAAACAAACACCGGCAUUUGCCAGCAUGACGGAAAGUUAAUUUUGGAUGUCGUGUAUGCACUCUAAAAAAAUGAUUUAUUAAACAGUAUUUUUGUAGCAUACAACUAAAUAUUUAAAAAAAAGGUUUGGAAAAAAUGCCAGUGAAACGUAUUCUCUUAAACAAAUUCAGUUAAUCUUGUUUUAACCUUCAAAUGGUCUUCGUUUCCUGUUUACACUUCUGGGCUCCCCAACAACUGAUUGAGUAAUU